CGCGAACACACACGUCUCACACACUUAACAUCAUGUCCGAGGCACCUAUCCGCCGAGCCCUCUUGGUGGUCGACGUCCAAUACGACUUUAUGGACGGUGGGUCGCUGGCUGUGCCUGGAGGACAAGACGUUGUGCCGGUGAUCAAUAAGGUUCGUAAGAGCCAUGCCUUUGAUCUUGUUGUCUUUACCCAGGACUGGCAUCCGCCGAACCAUGUCUCGUUCGCCUCCAACAACGAUGGCGCAGAGCUCUUCUCUACUCGCUCUAUCAAUGGCCAGAACCAGGUCAUGUGGCCCGAUCACUGUGUCCAGGGCUCGGACGGCGCUCGCCUCCAUGCCGAUCUCGUCCGCUCCGAUCUCGAUCCGGUCGUCCAGAAGGGAACACACGUCGAGCACGACUCGUACUCGGGUUUCCAGGACAACGAUCGCGUCAACAAGACUGAACUCGAGGCUGUUCUCAAGGCCGCCAACAUCACCCAUCUCUACAUAUGCGGCCUCGCUACCGACUACUGUGUUUCGUUCACUGUCAUCGACGCCGUCGACUCGGGCUUUGCUGUCACCGUCCUCGACGACGCCUGCCGUGGCAUCGAUCCAGCCGGCUGCGAUAAGGCCAAGGCGGCUUGGGCAGAAAAGGGUGUUACUCUGCUGGCGUCGGACGAGCUCGAUGAUUUCUGAUUCUCGCUGUGUGACUCUCUCAUCCGGUAAACGCCUCCAGCUCGGCGCA
Thecamonas trahens ATCC 50062 is the source of this 720-nucleotide messenger RNA. Its product is annotated as pyrazinamidase/nicotinamidase. The record is from RefSeq and is a predicted model, not a curated record. The coding region runs from base 33 to 671 and encodes 212 amino acids. NCBI's taxonomy places the organism in Eukaryota, Apusomonadida, Apusomonadidae. The transcript has 2 exons.